GGUGAUCGAUUCUUGGAUCAUUCGUAACUAUUCAUAUACGUAACUUGCGAGUAAGAUUCAAUGAGCAUAUAGCUAUUCCGUAAAAGCAAUACGCUCAUUGGAUAUCACUCGCAAAUUAUAAUAUAUACUCAACGAUUACGAAAAGUUAUGAAUGAUAUAUAUGAGAAAUUUUUUCCCAGGUAAUCUUCUCUAAUAACCUGUAAGAACGAAUAGAUGCGGACACAUAACUUACUUUACUGACAAAGAAAAUCGUUACUCAACUCUGAAAGAAUUGGUGCACUAUUUGUACAGUUAAUAAAAGCAUAAAGAUUUACUUUAGCUCCCACACAAGAGCCCUCCGUAUUGCAUCAAAGCACGAGCCUGUGAGGUAGUCACGUGGGAUUGUAAACGUGCACACGUAGGUCCUGCCUACAAGUUUCCCUUCCAGUUUCCCUCCCUUCCACUUCCCAUCACCCUUCCCAUUAUGGAGUUCUUAUUACUUUUGGAAACCCGAUCACUUUGGAAGCAUUGGAAAGAGAAAGAUAAAAGAGAAAGAGAAAGUGCAGAAGAGAUAACUAAUCAAUUAACACAUUGAUUGCUGGUCUAGUACUCGCGCACACGUGCAGUUUUGACACGUUAUUGUCGCGCGCUUUAAUUAACAAGGAAGUAACUUAAUUCCUUCAAUGGAGCCAUUAGUAAGAGUAGCGUUACUAAAUAUCAAAGGACAGGCGAGGCUAUUGCGUUCUCAAUCUCAGCGCAUUCAGUGCAGCAGAACACUCAUGUCUCAACAAGUAUUCGAUCGUGAAUCUAAAUACGGUGCACAUAAUUACCAUCCACUUCCGGUGGCUGUAUGUAAAGCCCAGGGUGUUUUUAUGUGGGAUGUCGAGGGUAAGCGGUAUUUCGAUUUUCUCAGCGCUUAUUCGGCAGUUAAUCAAGGUCAUUGCCAUCCGAGAAUCUACAAGGCGAUGAUUGAUCAAGCGAAGAAUUUGACUCUGACGUCUCGGGCAUUUUAUUCCGAUGUAUUAGGCGAAUUUGAAGAAUACAUCACAAAACUUUUCGGCUACGAUAAAUGGUUGCCGAUGAAUACGGGCGUGGAGGGUGGCGAGACGGCGUGCAAGUUGGCGCGCAGAUGGGGAUACAACAUCAAAGGUAUACCGCCAAACAAAGCUAAGAUAAUAUUCGCAGAGGGUAACUUUUGGGGGCGGACCAUGAGCGCAAUCUCCUCCAGCACCGACCCGACCAGCUACCAUGGCUUCGGGCCUUAUAUGCCGGGAUUUGAGAUCAUCCCCUACGAUGAUCUCAUGGCGCUCCAGAAAGUCCUCGCCGAUCCGAACGUUUGUGGCUUUAUGGUAGAACCUAUUCAGGGUGAAGCCGGUGUCGUAGUACCGAAGGAUGGAUACUUGAAGGGAAUCCGAGAACUCUGCUCCAAGCACAACGUCCUAUGGAUCGCGGACGAAGUGCAGACCGGCCUGGCGAGGACCGGAAAGCGACUCGCUGUCGAUCACGAGGCCGUGAAGCCGGACAUCCUGAUCCUUGGCAAGGCCUUGUCCGGAGGAUUCUAUCCGGUUUCCGGCGUGUUGGCCAACGAUUCCAUUAUGCUCACCAUCAAGCCCGGCGAGCACGGUUCGACCUACGGUGGCAAUCCUCUUGGCUGUAGAAUCGCACUCGAGGCACUCCGCGUUCUAGAGGAGGAACGACUGGCCGAGAACGCGGAGAAACUCGGUCACGUGUUCAGAAGCGAGCUCAAUAAGCUGCCGAAGGAAGUGGUCACCUUAGUGAGAGGGAAGGGUCUCUUGAACGCGAUCAAAUCGGGCAAGGGAAGAUUCUUAAGCUCCCAACAUGUGAUUGAUCGCGAUGAUAAGUACGGCGGUAUCCACUUUAAACCGCUACCGGUCGUUCUGGCCCGAGGGGAAGGUGUCUACUUGUGGGACAUCGAUGGAAAGCGCUACCUUGAUUUUCUGGCGGGAUUCUCGACCGUCAAUCAGGGCCACUGUCACCCGCGUUUAGUGAAAGUCAUGAGAGACCAAGCCGGUAAGCUGACGCAUACGUCGCGAGCUUUUUACUCGGAACCUCACGGCGAAUUGGGGGAAUACCUGACGAAAUUGCUCAAAUGGGACCGAUUUUUGCCUAUGAACACAGGCGUCGAAGGUGGCGAUACAGCUAUUAAAUUGGCCAGACGCUGGGGAUAUAGAGUGAAGAAAGUGCCAAGUGAAAAAGCUACCAUUGUAUUCGCGAAAGGAAACUUCUGGGGCCGUUCAUUAGCUGCUUUGUCAGCUUCGACGGAUCCGAACUGCUACACAGACUUCGGCCCUUACAUGCCGCUUUUCGAAAAAGUACCGUACAAUGAUCCGGUCGAGCUGGAGAAAAAGUUCCAGGAGAACCCGAAUAUCUGCGCGUUCAUGGUCGAACCUAUCCAAGGGGAAGCUGGAGUCAUCGUGCCUACCGAUGGUUAUCUGAAAUGCGUGAGGGAGUUGUGCACAAAAUACAACGUUUUGUGGAUCGCCGACGAAGUACAGACCGGUCUUUGCAGAACCGGCAUGCGUCUGGCGAUUGAUCACGAAGGUUGCAGACCGGAUAUUCUAAUUUUGGGGAAAGCGCUCUCCGGUGGAAUGUAUCCGGUUUCCGGUGUCCUUGCGGAUGAUCAGAUAAUGCUCUGCCUGCAAACGGGCUCGCACGGAAGUACUUUCGGCGGAAGUCCUCUCGGAAACCGGAUCGCUCUGGAAGCGGUUAAAAUCUUGGAAGAAGAGAACCUGGCCGAGAACGCGAAAAAACUCGGAAAAAUUCUGAAGGAAGAAUUAAGCAAAUUGCCGAAGGAUAUCGCGACGGAAUUUCGAGGACGCGGUCUCUUGGCUGGUCUCGUGAUCAAUAAAGAGUUUGCCGAGGGUUGGGAUAUCUGCCUGAGGCUAAGAGAUGCCGGUUUGUUAACAAGACCUGCGCAUGGCCAAAUCAUAAGAAUAUCGCCCCCAUUAACGAUCACGGAGGAGCAAUUGCGAGAGGGAAUAAACAUUCUCACGACGGUUCUAAAAAGUUACAAAUGAGGAACACGAUGUAUACUCCACGGCGAGCAAACGCGUCGAUCUUGUCCCGACGUUAUUUCCUACAGAAAAGCACCUUUAACGUCUCUCUCUCUCUCUCUCUCUCUCUGGAAUUCUUAGAUUU
Molecule: messenger RNA, 3138 nt
Organism: Dinoponera quadriceps
Lineage: Eukaryota; Metazoa; Arthropoda; Insecta; Hymenoptera; Formicidae
Gene: Oat
Product: ornithine aminotransferase, mitochondrial
Exons: 10
Coding region: 663-3017 (784 amino acids)
Cellular component (GO): cytoplasm
Molecular function (GO): identical protein binding; pyridoxal phosphate binding; L-ornithine transaminase activity
Source: RefSeq, a predicted model, not a curated record